Molecule: messenger RNA, 620 nt
Organism: Chrysochloris asiatica (Cape golden mole)
Lineage: Eukaryota; Metazoa; Chordata; Mammalia; Afrosoricida; Chrysochloridae
Gene: TNNC1
Product: troponin C type 1 (slow)
Exons: 6
Coding region: 27-512 (161 amino acids)
Cellular component (GO): myosin II complex
Molecular function (GO): calcium ion binding
Source: RefSeq, a predicted model, not a curated record
AGCAGCCUGCCCUGUGAGCCGCCAGCAUGGAUGACAUCUACAAGGCCGCGGUAGAGCAACUGACAGAAGAGCAGAAAAAUGAGUUCAAGGCAGCCUUUGACAUUUUCGUGCUGGGCGCUGAGGAUGGCUGCAUCAGCACCAAGGAGCUAGGCAAGGUGAUGAGGAUGCUGGGCCAGAACCCCACACCAGAGGAGCUGCAGGAGAUGAUUGAUGAGGUGGACGAGGACGGCAGUGGCACAGUGGACUUCGAUGAGUUCCUGGUCAUGAUGGUUCGGUGCAUGAAGGAUGACAGCAAAGGGAAGUCUGAGGAGGAGCUGUCUGACCUCUUCCGCAUGUUUGACAAAAACUCAGACGGUUACAUCGAUUUGGAAGAGUUGAAGAUGAUGCUGCAGGCUACAGGAGAGACCAUCACGGAGGACGACAUUGAGGAGCUCAUGAAGGAUGGUGACAAGAACAAUGAUGGGCGCAUUGACUAUGAUGAGUUCCUGGAGUUCAUGAAGGGAGUGGAGUAGUAAUUGACCCUCACCAGAAUUGCCUGUGCCCAUGCCGACUCCAGCCAGGCCCUGGGAUUGGACAGAGGCCAGGGUCCCAGGACCUGAAAUUGAACCUGGCCAUGUCCU